UAUUUGUGCACUCACAGAGUCACAGUCUCUAUCCCAUCCAAAGUUGCACUCACAGUCUCUCUCUCAUCCAAAGGAAAGUCUGGUUUGGAAACACGAAGGAAGGUAUCUGUUUGAGAUGUAAUUUUGUUCCCAUCUCUCUCUCUACAGUCUACCCUACCCAUAAUCUCUCUCAUUCCCUCUCUAUCUCCUGCUGCAUUCUUCCAGAAUUCGACUUUAAUGUCGCGAACGAAGAGAUAGAGAGAGAAAGAAAAGAAAACCAAUUUCCAGAGCUAAAAAAGAAUUAUUUGGAAAGAAAAAGCAGAAAAUGGAGUUGGAUAGUAUUGAAUGUGUAUCAUCAUCAGAUGGAAUUGAUGAAGAAGAGAUCCAUCAACAUCAUUUCUCAUCUAAACCUCACACAAAUAUUUUCUCUUCAGUUGUUUCCCCGGCAACCAGCGUACAUGAGUUAUUAGAAUGCCCCGUUUGUACUAACUCAAUGUACCCGCCAAUUCACCAGUGCCACAAUGGGCAUACGCUGUGCUCCACAUGUAAAACAAGGGUGCACAACAGGUGCCCGACCUGUAGACAGGAACUGGGGGACAUCAGAUGUCUAGCAUUGGAGAAGGUAGCUGAGUCACUUGAGCUGCCUUGCAAAUAUUGUUCCUUAGGUUGCCCAGAAAUUUUCCCCUACUACAGCAAGCUGAAGCACGAGGCUCAGUGUAACUUCAGACCUUACAAUUGCCCAUACGCUGGAUCAGAGUGUUCCGUCGUUGGGGAUAUACCUUUCUUAGUUUCCCAUCUGAGGGACUAUCACAAGGUAGACAUGCACACUGGAUGCACAUUCAAUCACCGUUAUGUGAAGUCUAACCCGCGCGAGGUUGAAAAUGCCACCUGGAUGCUAACGGUUUUCAAUUGCUUUGGCCAGUACUUCUGUCUGCACUUUGAAGCCUUCCAGCUCGGCAUGGCCCCUGUGUACAUGGCAUUCCUCCGUUUCAUGGGUGAUGAAAAUGAUUCCCGGAACUACAGCUAUAGUCUAGAGGUUGGUGCGAAUGGUAGGAAGCUUACGUGGGAGGGCACUCCUAGAAGCAUACGAGAUAGCCACCGGAAGGUCAGGGAUAGCCAUGAUGGCCUUAUUAUUCAGAGAAACAUGGCACUUUUCUUCUCCGGUGGGGAUAGGAAGGAACUGAAGUUGCGUGUUACUGGACGCAUUUGGAAGGAGCAACAAAACUCAGAUGCAGGAGUGUGCAUACCAAACCUAUGUAGUUAGCUGAGGUGAAAGUAUGUCGGCGGUCAUGGUUUGACUAUCUGUGUCUUUGUUUGCGCCAUCGUGUGUUUGUAUUUCAUGUGGUUUCUGCUGAUAUUAUUACUUAUUACAGAUAGAGAUGUUGGGAAUUCAUGAAAUAUAUAAGAUAUAAGUCACGGAAGAUUUUAGCGGCUUUUGUAAA
This is a messenger RNA of Papaver somniferum (opium poppy), 1421 nucleotides long. RefSeq names its product E3 ubiquitin-protein ligase SINAT5-like. The record is from RefSeq and is a predicted model, not a curated record. Gene Ontology annotation, cellular component: cytoplasm. The transcript is spliced from 3 exons. Bases 305 to 1243 code for a protein of 312 amino acids. Gene Ontology annotation, biological process: ubiquitin-dependent protein catabolic process; multicellular organism development. Gene Ontology annotation, molecular function: protein binding; zinc ion binding; ubiquitin protein ligase activity. NCBI's taxonomy places the organism in Eukaryota, Viridiplantae, Streptophyta, Magnoliopsida, Ranunculales, Papaveraceae.